Molecule: messenger RNA, 1449 nt
Organism: Leptosia nina
Lineage: Eukaryota; Metazoa; Arthropoda; Insecta; Lepidoptera; Pieridae
Source: the annotation of a GenBank genome assembly
AUGUUUGACCUGAAUACGGCGGAACCUAUGCAAGUGGACGUUCCACUCGAAGACAAUGAAAACAAUGAGACAGAGUGCUAUGUGGUCGAAAAUCCAACGUUGGAUUUAGAAACCUAUGCUGCCUCAUACACUGGUUUUGCCAAGCUGUAUAGAUUAACAUUUGUAGCAGACCAUUGUCCAUCCCUCAGAUUGGAGGCCUUAAAAAUGGCUAUAUCGUAUGUUAUGACAACUUAUAACGUAAGUCUUUACCAAUCAUUACACAAGAAACUUGCUGAAGCAAUUGCAACAUCUGGGUUACCUGAUGUCGCUGUUCAAAUGGGAUCUCAGGAUAUUCCUGUUCUUGACAGUAUGUGGGUCGAGUCAAAAACCAAAAAGGCUGCAAUAAAGUUGGAGAAGCUAGAUACAGACUUAAAAAAUUACAAAACCAAUUCUAUUAAAGAGAGCAUUAGAAGAGGACAUGAUGACUUGGGUGAUCAUUACCUUGAUUGUGGAGAUUUGACGAGUGCAUUAAAAUGUUAUUCCAGAGCAAGAGAUUAUUGUACAAGUGGUAAACAUGUAAUCAUGAUGUGCCUCAAUGUAGUUAAAGUGUCAGUGUAUUUGCAAAACUGGGCUCAUGUUCUCAACUAUGUCUCUAAAGCAGAGAGUACUCCUGACUUUCAUGAAAUUCCUGGGAAGGACUCCAACCAGGCUGUACUUACCCGCCUCAAAUGUGCUGCAGGACUGGCAGAAUUAGCUACAAAGAAAUAUAAGUCGGCCGCAAAACACUUUUUAGGAGCAAGUAUCGAUCACUGUGAUUAUCCAGAACUACUAAGUAGCAACAAUGUGGCUGUCUAUGGGGGACUAUGUGCACUUGCUACUUUUGAUCGUUCCGAGUUGCAAAAGCAAGUUAUAGUUAGUAGUUCUUUUAAAUUAUUUUUAGAACUUGAACCACAGUUGCGUGACAUAAUUUUUAAGUUCUAUGAAUCUAAAUAUGCUUCCUGCUUAAGAUUAUUAGAUGAGAUAAGAGACAACUUGCUCUUAGAUAUGUAUUUAGCACCACACCUAAAUUGUCUUUACAUGCAAAUACGAAACAGGGCUUUAAUUCAAUACUUUAGUCCAUACCUGUCAGCUGAUAUGCGAUUAAUGGCUGCCGCCUUUAACCGGACUGUUAAUGCUCUUGAAGAUGAGUUGAUGCAGUUAAUACUUGAUGGUCAAAUUCAAGCACGAAUUGACUCGCAUAAUAAAAUUUUAUAUGCUAAAGAUGUAGAUCAGAGGAGUACCACCUUUGAGAAAAGUUUAGGGAUGGGUAAAGAGUACCAACGAAGGACCUCUAUGUUGAUUCUACGAGCUGCCAUGAUAAAAAAUCAAAUACAUGUCAAGAAUACUGGUCGUGAUACAGGUCCACAAGGUGGCGAAGCUCCAGGGUCUAGUACAAGCCUUAAUCGUGCUUUUGACACAGUCCCCUUGUGA